GAGGCCGCCCACAUCACGCAGCAGCUGCUGAUGGCGCUGCUGACGUGCCACCGCCACGGCGUGGCGUACCGGGACGUCAAGCCAGCCAACCUGCUGGUGCGAAGCAUCGACGCCAAUGGGCUGCCCGAAGUCUGCCUGGCAGACUUUGGGUGCAGCCGCUCCAUGCUCGGUCCGCAGCCUAGCAAUCGCAACUCCCCCGGCACACCCCUCUUCUCCGCCCCUGAGUGCGUGCACGGCUACGGCGGCAUCGAGUCCGACAUCUGGUCUGCCGGCGUCCUGCUCUACUCCCUGCUCAGUGGAGCCUUUCCCUUCUGCGACCCGCGGAGCAAGAUCAGCCAGGCCGAGUACUGGCAGCGCGUCUCAGAGGCGCCCAUCAGCUACUCUGGGCCCGGCUGGCGCGAUGUGUCGCCACGCGCUGUGGACCUGGUCAGGCGCAUGCUGGAACGCGACUGCAGCAGGCGCAUCGCUGCGCAGGAGGCG
Messenger RNA from Chlorella variabilis, 480 nucleotides. RefSeq lists its product as hypothetical. The record is from RefSeq and is a predicted model, not a curated record. Gene Ontology annotation, molecular function: ATP binding; calmodulin binding; calcium/calmodulin-dependent protein kinase activity. The annotation marks the transcript as partial. Gene Ontology annotation, cellular component: cytoplasm; nucleus. Gene Ontology annotation, biological process: peptidyl-serine phosphorylation; protein autophosphorylation; intracellular signal transduction. Lineage: Eukaryota; Viridiplantae; Chlorophyta; Trebouxiophyceae; Chlorellales; Chlorellaceae. The transcript has 3 exons.